Molecule: messenger RNA, 1455 nt
Organism: Parasteatoda tepidariorum (common house spider)
Lineage: Eukaryota; Metazoa; Arthropoda; Arachnida; Araneae; Theridiidae
Gene: nac
Product: GDP-fucose transporter nac
Source: RefSeq, a predicted model, not a curated record
UAAACACAUUGAUCUUGCCAAGACAUUGAUAAUGAAUAAUUUUAACUUCUGUCUUGUAAAAGGUUUUAAUUUUGACUAGAGAAAUAGAAUUUUUCCACUUAUUUAUUUGACACAUUUUACAGUACAAAGAUGAAACAGGAAUCACUUUUUUCGAAAUACACGCGUAUUAUCGCAGUCGUUGCAAGUUAUUGGGUUGUAUCCAUUACAUUGGUAUUUGUUAAUAAGCAUUUACUUAGUGGAGAUAGUUUUAAGAUUGAUGCACCUUUGUUUAUCACCUGCUUCCAAUGCUUAGUGACUAUAUUAUUAUGUAUAAUUUUAAGCUUUAUGUCCGCAGCUGUUCCAUCUAUUGUCUCUUUUCCAGACAUCACAAUUUCGGCUGAAAUAUUAAAAUCUGUUCUUCCAUUAUCAAUAGUCUUUGUAGCUAUGAUAACAUUCAACAAUCUGUGUCUUAAGUUUGUUGGAGUGCCAUUUUAUUAUAUUGGUCGGUCUUUGACUACUGUCUUUAAUGUUAUUUUGACUUUUACUAUACUUCAUCAAAAAGUUUCUUUCAAGGCAAUUUUCUGUUGUGCCAUCAUUAUUUUUGGUUUUGUGCUGGGUGUAAAUGAAGAAGGAAUGGAAGGUUCAUUGUCCAUCAAAGGAGUGAUCUACGGUAUACUUGCCAGUCUCUUUGUGUCUCUCUACUCCAUCUACAUGAAAAAGAUUCUCCCAGUUGUUGAUGGUAAUAUAUGGAGAUUAACAUUCUACAAUAAUGUUAAUGCUGUGUUUCUAUUCAUACCACUGAUGCUGCUAUUUGGAGAAAUAUUUGUUAUUAUGGACUUUCACUUAAUUUCCGAUUCCUACUUUUGGGCUUUGAUGCUCGUUGGUGGGACAUUUGGUUUUGCUAUUGGAUAUGUUACUGGACUUCAAAUUAAAGUUACUUCUCCUUUGACGCACAAUAUCAGUGGAACAGCAAAAGCUUGUGCACAAACUGUUUUUGCAGUUGCCUGGUUUAAUGAAACCAAGUCUCCAAUUUGGUGGAUAAGCAACUCCAUUGUUCUCCUUGGCUCUGCAGCUUACACAAGGGUACGGCAACUGGAAAUGAUGGCUGAUUAUCAGAAGUUAAAACAGCACAGAGAAUUAGAGAACAUUAAUGUAGAAAGUACAAAAGACAAUGUUAAACUGUGAUUUUAGCCUGCCAAUUUAGCCAUAUUAUGGGUUAGAAGUAUAGCUGAUAUAUUGUUGAUAUUUAAACAAAAAUUCUAGUUUCCAUUAUGCACCUUUUUUAAUUUAAUACAAAAUGCACAAAUAUAUAUGUAUAUUUACUUAAUUUAUUCAAAUAAAAUCUGAAUUACUACAGCAAAUUGUAUAUAAACUUUUUGUCAGCCCACCUUUAACUAGAUGAUUUGUGUUUGAAAAACAAAGGAUUUGUAAAUAUAUUUAUAUUUUUAAAAAAUUAUUUUUUUACUGAAAUGAUUA